GGCGGGUACUCUCAAGGUCAUUUUGUAGUCUCUCAAAGGUCGUCCGUAAAUUCGUCUCACCCCUUACAAAUUGUCGCGGUGACGCACCAAUCGUUUUGUGAUGGCUUGACCUUCAAGUGCUCAGUGACCUCCAUCAGUGGACGAUACCCUGAGGAUCGUCCUGGUUGCUGAAAUCGGCGUAAAAAAUGACAAGCUUUGUCAAACUGAUCUGCUUCCAAUUCUCAUCAGUAAAGCUAAGCAUCUUACGUUUCCCCUAUCAACAAUGGCCAGUAAGGCCAUAUCGUUCAGCGAGUAACAGCUCUAUCACCCCAUCAGAAAAACGUGAAAACCUUCCACUAGUUAGUGUAACUGAGAAAGUGAAGCAAACGACUAAAGAUGUUGGGUAUUUUACGGUAGUUCUUGGUGGUUUUGCGCUUACAGGCACCAUCUUAUAUGCAAUAAUUCAGGAACUUUUUUCAUCCAAAAGCCCUAAUGGUGUUUAUGACGAUGCCUUCAAAAUUUGUAAGACUGACAGUCGAGUGCUUGAUCUUUUUGGAAGUUCUCUCAAGGCCCGUACCAGCCCCGAUGGUCGUCGUAGAAGACAAAAUAUUGCCUAUGACUCAUGGCAUGAUGACAAAGGUCGACUGCAUAUGGCAAUGAAAUUUUACAUUAAAGGCAAUUUGGCAUCUGGUGUAGUUCAUCUCGAGGUUGUUGAAAAUGAAUCUAAAGAAUUUGAUUAUCGAUAUCUGAUUGUAGAAACAGAAGGUGGUUUCUCAAAGAAACAAAUUAUACUUCGUUCGUUCUCGGAAGUUGAUAAUCCUAAUUUAUAAGUGAUCAAUGAUUAAAUGCACUAGAAAGAAAUGCAAAUUUCAUAUCAUUUUGUAUACAUGAAUAAUUCCACAUGUAUAAUUUAUACAUAUUUAGCCGAUAUAAAA
Molecule: messenger RNA, 914 nt
Organism: Schistosoma margrebowiei
Lineage: Eukaryota; Metazoa; Platyhelminthes; Trematoda; Strigeidida; Schistosomatidae
Source: the annotation of a GenBank genome assembly